This is a messenger RNA of Ahaetulla prasina, 15756 nucleotides long. RefSeq names its product B and T lymphocyte associated (gene BTLA). Bases 3063 to 3959 code for a protein of 298 amino acids. Gene Ontology annotation, biological process: immune response-regulating cell surface receptor signaling pathway. Gene Ontology annotation, cellular component: plasma membrane. NCBI's taxonomy places the organism in Eukaryota, Metazoa, Chordata, Lepidosauria, Squamata, Colubridae. The record is from RefSeq and is a predicted model, not a curated record. The transcript has 6 exons. Gene Ontology annotation, molecular function: signaling receptor activity.
AAUAUAAUGAUGCUACCCUGAAUUGUAUUUUAAAAGUGCUCUUUCUUCAAAAAUAGUUCAGGAAAUAAUACAUGUAUUUUUCCAUCCCAGUGUUCUGCAAGUUUUAUUUUUAAAAUAUUAGACUGAGAGUUAGUGAUUGGUCUGAUUGGGAGCCUCAAAAAGAGGUAGGGAUGAACACAGAUUUUCUUACAUAUAGCCCAACAUUAAGUUCUUUUUUAAAUUGUCUCUCUGAAGAUGGUUAAUUAGUAGCCACUUUUUCUUCUGCUUUGUUGUGUUCAUUUCUCCAAGACUGCCCAGCCAAGUCCCUGCAAUUUUUCUGGCAAGGUUUUUCAGAAAUAGCUUGCCAUUGUCUCCUUCCUAGACCAAAUGCUACAAGAUUAAAACAGAAGAAAUAUUAUGCAUGGCCAACAACCACCCUUCCUCAUGAAAGCAAUAUUAUUUUGAGGGUAUUGCCUUAUUUUUUUCCUGCCAAGAAGCUUCUGGUACGUGCAGAGCCAAAGGAAAGCACCUAGUUUCCUCUGAAUUUGAAAACGGGUGGUUCUCCUCUGAACACAAUGAUAUCUGAGAUUAUUCAUGAAAUAGAGAUCAUUUACACAUCCCUGUAAUUACUCCAUAUUGUAAGAAUUAGCAAGAAUAGUUGUUUUUGGUUUUUGGAUACUUCUCAAAUGUUCAAAAAAAUCAAUAAAUAUCAGAUUCCCUGAGGCCAAAUUCUUUCAGAUCACCACCUAGCAUCAAACUGUAAUUCUUAGCCUAGGGGUUUUAAUAAAAAGCACAGAAAAUUACACACUGCAUUUUACACUUUGCAUUCCUCCACAGAUUUUUUUUAAAAUGAAUGAAAUUAUAACUAACUGCCUAUAGAUGGCACUGUUUUGCAAAUAAUGUUUAUUUUAAGUGCUUUUUUUUUUUUAAUUGAACUGGUGACUUCCUUUUUCCAGUAUGAAAUUAUUUGAAAGGCCACAUUAUGCAGAGUUUCAAAAAGUAUUACACUAUUAGCAUAAAAAGAGUAUGUGUCCAUAGAUCAUCCUAGAAUCUCAGGUGGAUUUUUUUUUUCUUCCUGCGCAUUAUCCUCACAUGGUAAAGAUCCUAGAAACAUUUUCAAUUUGUUUUAAAGUAAUAUUCGUUUUACUGAUAAUAGUUUAUAUAGCUUGUCAGUUGAGAGGACUAAGGUCCUUCAAACAGCCAGGGCCUAUACCAUGCAGGACUUUAUCAUUAAUAACCACAUCUUGAAUUGCAAUUGGAGACCGACUGGCAAUCACUCAGUGGUGGAUUUCAAAAUUUUUACUACCAGUGGGUGUGGCUUGGUGGGCAUGGCAGGGGAAGGUUACUGCAAAAUCCCCAUUUCCUCCCAAUCAGCUGGGACUUGGGAGGCAGAGAAUAGAUGGGGGCAGGGCCAGUCAGAAUUUUUACUACCGAUUCUCUGAACUACUCAAAAUUUCUGCUACCGAUUCUCCAGAACUGGUCAGAACCUGCUGAAGCCCACCUCUGCAAUCAAUGCAGUUUGUGUAGCUGCAGCAGUUUCUUAACUCCUUUUUUUAAAAAUGCAAAUGAGAAUUUGGUCCUUUGCCUUCAUAGUUUUUUUCCCCUUAUAGUUGCCUUUUCACUUUCCUCCUUUGAAACUUUUAGGCCAGACAUAUCAACAGCUUCGUAUUUAAGUAUAUAUCUAGAGUUAAUGAUGGUGAAAACCAUUUUCCACAGCUAAUUAUAACUUAUUUGGCAUCCUCAUAAUGCCAUGCAGACAGAUUUUAUUUGUAAUAAUAGAAUCUUGGGAUUGAAAAGUUGGAAGAGAAUCAUCUAUGCUAACCUGAAGCAAUGUACAGGAAAAUCCCUUAAACUAUCCAUGAGCAAAUGUUUUCCAGUCUGUUUCUUAAAAAUCUACAAAGAUGAAGGGCUCAUCAUUUUCAUUUUGGUGAUAUUUAAUCAAAUUAAAGUUGAGAUUUUUAUUGGAAGAAGGUGGUACCAUCUAAAGAAAAAAUUAUUUAGAAGACAGAAGGCAUUUUUUUUAUCAUUAGCCCUUCUAACUGAGGGCCUUCCAUGUGGAAAUUCUGAUGCAGUGAAUCAAUGAAAUGACUAAUGGUGCAGUGGAGGCUUGGAAUUACAAAUUGCUUUAAUUGAUUUCUGUACAAAUGACAUUACAUUCAUGGGCACAGAACUAUACAAUAUACUACUGCCUUGUGCUUGAUGUGUUUGUGUCCCCAUUUGAUGAAUUUCUGGCUGGCGGUACUGUACAGAUCCUAGCAACAGGUUGGUAUAAUUAAGGUAAAAGAGCCUGAAUGCAGAAUUACCAACUUGCCAGCAUUAGUAGUUUGAAAGACAAUGGAGGUCUACUAUCGUGGCAAGCAAAACAACAGCUGUUAUUUUAAUGUUGAGAAGAAGGGAAAGAGAUGUGUGUUUUAAACAUGGAACAGCAAAGAUAGAAUUUGCUAUCCCCUACGUAUCCCAUUAAUAUCCAGAAAGAAAGCACUGAGUGCUGAUCACACUUUGAAUUCAGGGUAAGUUCAGACAGGGUAAGCAAAACCUGGCUGACAGUUCAUUCUGAGUGCUAGAUUUGGAAACGUCUAAACAUGGCCUCAUUAAUAGCAUUCUGGUAUUUAAAUAGAUCUUAAGUAGUUGAUCCAGCCCAUGUUUAUUUUGUGCACAUUUCAUAUUGGAUUUGUCAUGCUGAAUUCAGAAGUUUUGGAAAAUAAGGCUUGUUUUCUGGAAAAACCCAGUAGAAAUAUCUUCUGACUGAUCAUGUCUCAUUUGCUUAUUAUUUUUUUUUUCAAUCAUGAAACCACAAACCUUGAACACGGUGCUCAGAAACGUUUGCUCAUUCUGUUUGAAAGUCUCCUUUUUGCUUAACAUAAUCUUGAUGUAAUUACCUCUGAACCUCAACUGUGAUUAAAAGAUCAGGAUUGUCUGUGGGCACCUAGUUCCUUCCUCAGUUUUCUCUUUUUUUGUGCAAGUUUCCCAAACGUCCUCUAAUAUAUUAAAGAAUAGAUGAAGAACAUGGGCACAUGCUGAGUCCUGAACAACAAUUCCCUUCCAUUUUUACAAUGACCCUGAAGUAAGGAUAACUCCAGGCCAUGUACAUAGGCAACGUUGUACUACUGCUUCUCUUGUUGAUGCUGAUGGUGGACAACUCAUUGACACAUGAUUCUGAGGAUGAUAACUGCACCACCAUUACUAUUGAAAGAGGUACAAAAUACUAUAGAAAUCUUGGUGACUCAGCCAUUCUAGAGUGCCCGGUGACCUACUGCAUCAAAAAGCCUAGAAUGAAUUGGUAUAUGCUGAACAAGAAGGAAGAGAAGUUCCAUAUUUUGUAUACUAAAAAAGAACGGUUCACUUCAUGGAUAAAUGAAAAGAAGUUUGCUUUGAAUUUUCAAUCAGUUCAUAAAAAUGACAGUGGGCAAUAUCUCUGUGAAGCGAUAGUAAGAAAAAAUAAACUUGCGAGUCAUGUUGUAGAAUUAAUUGUUCAAGAUCACAGGAACUCAUCACUGAUUCUAAGUACUACAAAUACUACAGAAGAUCAGAAACUACCUGAAAAGAACAAGAUGUUGAUUAUGAUUUAUUCCAUAUCAUCCCUUGGUACUCUGUUCCUCAUUGUUGGCUGCUUUGGAUGGCUGUAUUUCACAAGGCGGCAUCAAGUAAAAAAUGCCCAGAAAGUAAAAAACCCAGAAAGUGGAAAUAACAGGAACACUCAACACUGCAAUGAUAGCAUGACUCAUGUCUCAGAUGAGGGAGCCAUCUUUAAUGAAGAUUCCAUGCCUUGCUUGUUUCAAGUUCCCAAUGGGAAUCAGGACAAUUACCAGAAGGCAUCUAGAACCAAUCUAAGUUCAAUGAAGUUCAAUGAAGGUUUACCAGGAUAUAAAGAGGACUCAGUUAUUUAUGCAACAUUAAACCAUGGAGAACUUUUUCAGGGAACCAAGCCCCCUGAAGAAAUUCAAUUGACAGAAUAUGCCAUCAUUAGACUGAAGAACUAAAGGUUUUAUGUUCUCUAGCAUAACACCACUUAUACUGUUUCUAUUUGGAACAUUCUUCUGGGAAAAAAUUAUUAUUUAUUUGCCAGAUAAUGCAUAGUUAAAGUGAAUCACAUUUUUUAUGCAAUUGCUCUCUCUAUUUCCAUGUGGCUAUCUGAUGUAUCACUGUAUAACUGGACAUUUGCUGACUCAGCAAUUGGUAUUCCUGUUUCAGGGCACCAUCUCUGAUAUGUUUGCGAUCCUUCCCAUAGAAUUUUAUUGGUAAAUUUUUUGCAGAGUAGGUCUUGAGGUCUUUUUCCAACACUGUAACUCACUUCUCAACAGUUGCCCAGGGACAGCAAUUGCCAUGGUCCUUAUAAACCCAGGUGAUAACCAAUCCACUAUGAGAUUCUUUUUCUGUUGUCUCUUUAUGAUUAAUGGGUUUGUGGAUACUCUUCUCAGUUGAGACCUAUAUAGUUUGAGUGACCCUUCUGAUAUACUUUCUGGUGAUAUACCUCCAGCAUAGUCCUCAAUGUUAACAGAACACAUGACAAGGGAGUAGCCACAUGAAGGAGUUUCUAUGUAUAUAGCAAUUCCAUGGGUAUUUUAUAGCAAAUAAAGCAAAAUGGUAAUAUAAUAGCUAUAGCACUUAGAUUUAUAUACUGCUUCAUAGUGCUUUAAAGCCCACUCUAAGUGGUUUACAGAGUCAGCAUAUUGCCCCCAACAAUCUGGACCCUCAUUUUACUGAUCCCGGAAGGAUGGAAGAUUGAAUCACCUUGAGCCAGUCAGAAUUGAACUCCUAGCAGUGAGCAUUGAGUUAGCUUGCAAUACUGCAUUCUAACCUCUACACCUAUCUUUGUUAGGUAGCAGCAUUUGCCUAUUACAGAUUAUAUCAAGAUUUCUGGUAACUUCAAAGAUAUUUAUAAAAAUAUAAGUCACAACUAAUUGCUAUUUUCAUGUAUAUAGCAAUUAAUUGUGACUUACAUUUUUAUUAAUAUCUUUGAAUUUACUAGAAACCUUGAUAUAAUCUAUAAUAUAAUCUAUAGUAUACUAUUUUGAAACUAUCUGGUAAACAUAAUUGCUUUCUUCCCUACAGGAUACAAAGGGUAUUAAAAAGAUAGAUGGGGUGACUUCAACAAUUUUGGUUCUUCAUGCAUUCUUUGCUUCCUUAGGAGUAUGGCCCUUAAUACAAAAAAAUUGACUCUCUCUGAUCAAAUCCAUGACAUUAUUGAUUUCAUGAGCAGUUUAUUACUGAGCUGUUUUUUCAGAAGAUAUACAUGAAUGUUUUAAUCUGUAUUCUAUAAAAAAUUAGAAAUAGAUAUCAAUUGCUUAACAAAAAUCAAUGAGUUGUCUGAGGAAUUAAAACUUGUAUUCUAUUUAUUUACUGCAUUUUCAAUUCAUUGUGUAAUUAUUGGGGAAGCUCAACAACUAACUGGUGUUGCAGAAGCUAUUCUAAUGUGAUCUUCUCAAAAAUAUAAUUUAUUGAAUAACAAGGGAUAGACAAACUAUGGCUUAAUGCAACAUGCAAUUUCUGGUUAUUCAGAGAUAUUGAGAUCAGAUGACAUUCUCCAUUAUAACCCAGGCUUUUACUGUCUUUUGUCCAUUAUGUUCUGAUAUAGUUUUGAGGGCUAAUGGAUGCUUUUUUUGAUUACCAUCUGCUAAGAACAACUGGAGGAAAUGUCUAUGUCCAGGUUUUAGGCUUCCAGAGAUAAAGUUACCCAUACAAUAGCAAACAGGAUGCUGGCCUAGUUGGAUAUUUAAUCUAUUUAAUGAGGCAUGUUUAUAUCUCUGUUGAUUAAUUAAAUCAGUAUUUGGUUUUCCAAGUGAAUGUUCAAAGCAAUUGACCCCUCAAAUUCUAGGAAAUGACUGUGAGUCAUACAGUUCCUACUCCUAAAACUUACUAAUAUUGAAGCAGGAAGUGGAUGUGACUAUUUAAAAAGUGAGUCUAAAAAUUAGUAGCACUGAUGCAAAGUUCAUUACUCCCAAAAUAUGUUGACCUUAGUUAAUAUUCGUCUAAUGAUUGUAAGGUCAUCACAUUUAUUUUGAUAGAAGGAUUAUAGUCUAUCUCUUGCUACUUCGGAAGGCAAGCAAUAUGCCUCCAAAAGUAAAAUAAAAUGUAAAAGGCACAUAGCAUCAGUAAGAAUGCAGACUAACUGAAAGAACAAGAACAAUAAUUGAAUGAAUUACUCUCUCUUUGAGUUGAAAAAUGUAAUACUAAGAAAAACAGGAAACAUCACCAAAACAGACACAUUACAGAGGAAAGUGUGUUUUUCACAGAUAAGAGGGGGCUGUGCAGUUCAUAAAAGGAAGUGAAACUGCAUAUAAAUGAGUUCAGUUAGAAUCUUUGGUGGAAAUAACAGCAUAAGAAUACAAUGCUUGUUUUCAUCUGCAGGGGAAAAAACCUAGUCCCUUCCUGUCAAAAUUACCUGAUAAUCAGUUAUGUCACUAUUUAUCUUCAGCCAAUAAAUGUUUAUGUCAUCAUAAUGCUAAGCUAGUCUUCCCUGAUUUACCAUCCUCUAAAAACCAUACGGGAUGCGGUGGCUCAGGGGUAGGACAUUUAGCUUGUCGAUCGAAAGGUCAGCAGCUCAGCAGUUCGAAUCCCUGGUACUGCCAUGUAACGAGGUGAGCUCCCAUUACUUGUCCCACCUUCUUCCAACCUAACAGUUUUGAAAGCACGUAAAAAUGCAAGUAGAAAAAAUAGGGACCACCUUUGGUGGGAAGGUAACAGCGUUCCGUGCGGCUUUGGUGUUGAGUCAUGCCGGCCACAUGACCACAAGACACAGAGAUGUCUUCAGACAGCCUGGCUCUUCGGCUUUGAAACGGAGAUGAGCACCACCCCCUAGAGUCAGCAACGACUAGCACAUAUGUGCGAGGGGAACCUUUAGCUUUACCUGAAAACCAUAUAUGUAUACUAUUACAUGUAUGUAAUCGUAAACAUUCUUGAAUUACACCUAAAGUUCAUAGAAUUGACAUCGCACUCUGACCUGGUCCAGAUUAUAUCUCAUAUUUAUAUAAGUCCAAGAAUCUAGUUUAAAGAUCUGCCAUACUGAUGAACAUAUGUUUUCAAAUUACAAGAAAAAAAUAUUAGUGCUUUUAAAUAGUAAGCAGAUGGCUUUAGAAAGAACAGUCUCUGGGAGAAUUUAAAGCAAAAUUGGGUUUAUCAAAUAUAUUGUGGCUGUUUCUGUUGAUGAAAAAUAUAUUCCCUUCCAGCACUUCAGUUCUAUGAUUUUAUUGUUUAGAACCCACGAUAACUCACUGCAAAGUCUUUCAGGUGUACCCAUCAUAUAUAUUUAUUUCACAGAAACUAUUUUUAUUAACCUUUCUUUUACUCAUGUUCAAGUGAAGAUUGGCUUCUGCCGCUUAUGGAACCUAUAUUUAGCCUGUCUUAUUCUAAGCAUAAAACUCAUCCCCUAUAGUUAUAGGAGUAUUUGAGUUUCAUGUUAAUCUAUCACAAACCUUUAGUAUUUGGCUCUUAUCCCUCAAGAAUUUGUCAGUCAAUAAAUAAACUGUUAUAUAAUGCUGUUGUAAAUAUUUACACAUAGAUACAUAUCAUUUUUUUCUAGACAAUUCUGUGGUAGGGUAAUAUUUGAUCCAUCUCAACUAAGUUUUGUAUUUGUUACCAGUUUUACCAAUUUUAAUGUGUGAAAUAUUGUUUAGUAUAAGUGUGGAUUUAAGGUGGAUAACUAGCAAAAUAGGUUUGUCUCUAUUAAGCAUUUAUUAAUUGAAUAUUUUUCAUUGCUGAAGUUACUUGUUUCCCUGAAAAUAAGACCCAUCCCAAAAAUAAGCCCUAGCAGGUUUUUUUAUGUGUGUGCCUAAUAUAAGCCCUACUGACAAAACAAGCUCUACUUAAGAGUCUGCUCAGACCGCUAGGAGCCCACUCCAUCUGUUGCUUGUGGAGCCGUGGUCACAAGACAAGGGGGGGGGGAACUGCCCCCAUGUGCCCUGCAACAGCAGUGUCCCUACACCAGGCCAUCCAUGCCCUGACACCUGUCUCAUGGCAGUAGCACCAGCAGCCAUGUACAACAGGAGCCAAUGUGGCUGCCGGCCCUCUUCUUCCUCUGCUUGCUUGUGGCAAUGAAGCAGGAAGACGAGCAGUGUGCUGGUGCCCCGACCAUGAGGCAAGGCAGGUGUCAGGGUAUGGAUGGCCUGGCUAUGGGGACCCUCAGGUAAACUGGUGUGGGAUGCGUGGGGCAGCUCUACUCCCCCACCCCAUGGUGCCACUGGCACACCACAUGGCUUCUUACUUGCUGCAUGGAAGCAGAAGUGGGCCGUACAUGGGGGCAAAAGACACUCCAAAAAUAAGCCCUAGUGCUUAUUUUGAGGCCCAGAAGAAAAUAAGACCCGGUCUUAUUUUUGAGGAAACAAGGGGAUAUAAUAAGCACAUAAAAUCAGCAAAUGUCUCUUCAGCCUCAGGAAACUGACCGUGAGAACACAAAGAGCCUUGAUCAUCCAGCCAAGUUUUCAUUGAAUUCACUUUUUAUGCUAAAACCAAGACAUGAAGGAGAAACAUAUAGGAAUAUAGCAUAUUCUCACAUGUUUCCCAAUAACUGGAACUGAAUGAUCUUCUGCUUUAAGUAGUAAAGGUAUUUAUGUACCCAAAAGAAAGAGGAAACUUUUCUCUACCAAAAUAACAACUUGUGAAUUUCAGGAAGGGGACAUUUGCAAAAUAGAGGCAGAUGAAUUUAAAGAGAAUAUAGUUAUUAAAGAGAGAAACUGUUUCUGGUUCUCUCUGACUAAGGAUUCAAGACAGAUUUUGUGGAGCCCAUAAAUGGAAAAUCUCUUAUCUUUAGACUCUACAUGGUUAUCCUUGAGUGCUCUUAUAUGGUAAAUGUCUUUUUAGCCUCUUUAUUACUAUGCAAUCAUUCGCUCUAAACCCAGAUAACUUUUUUUCCUGCCCUCUUUCUCUUUUCUCUUCUGUAUUUAUCUCCUGGCCUUUCUUGUCUCUUCCUCAUGCAGUUUUAUUUUUCCCCACUCCAUAAAAUAUGUCGAAGACUGGAAUUAAAAUAUAUCUUAUAAUAUUAGCACCUAAGAAAAACAUAAAAAUGCUGAAAAUAGUAAGGCUGAAGGUUUGAUGAUGUAACUGGUGAAAUGUUAAAAUAUAGAUAUGAUUGUAUAACAUAUGGAAUAGUUGUAUAACAUGUUCUAUGUGUGUAUAAGGAGCAGAGCUUGUAUCAUGACAUCCUGAAACACAUAUCAUUUGGUGGUGAAACCUCCUGCAGAUGGUCUUGUCUACUAGAAAUGUGUAUUGCUCACCCACUUGGGGAUUUCUUCUCAGAAAUCUGUGCCUAUCAUUCUUUGUCUACUGGCGAAUAGAAUUAGAAUCGAAUCGAAUAGAAUAGAAUAGAAUAGAAUAGAAUAGAAUAGAAUACUAUACUAUACUAAACUAUACUAUACUAUACUAUACUAUACUAUACUAUACUAUACUAUACUAUACUAUACUAUACUAUACUAUACUAUACUUUAUUGGUCAAGUGUGAUUAGACACACAAUUUGUCUCUGGUGCAUAAGCUCUCAGUGUAUAUGCAAUUUCAGUGUAAUGGCACUUAUUUCCAGUCAGUGGCAAUACAAGAAUUUCUUGAUUUUUAUUUCAGCCUACAAUUGGAUUUUUCUUAGAGAAACUGUUUAAAAACACUGUCUGUAGCACUUAAGUUUGGGGAAUGUUUUGACGUUACCCUUGCCCCACAUCCGAAAUUUCCAAAAUUUAUACAUUUUUCACAUCAUUCCAUAGCUAUUCUGGAGUAUAGAGGCUAAUCGUGGACAGCAAAUAAACUGUCCACUUAUAUAUCCUCUUAAAAGAAUGUUGGACUUCAAUACAAAAUCACACCUUUGUAUUGGAGAGACAAUGUUUUCUGAUAUAUUUCUCAUAUAAUUUUGUGUAGAUACAAUCUGUAUAUUUUUGAAAUUUGGCAAUGAUUCAAUAGUAAACAUAAAUCAACAAAGAAACAAACUAAAUCAAUAUUGGCAUUGAUGGUAAGUUGUCUUAGAUCAGUGGUCCCCAAUCUUUGUGGCUUGGUGGCCCGACUGGGGGAGAGAGGGGAACCGGCCCACCACUCACACAGCACAUGUGAAUUGAGCUGUAUGCGGACACAUGCACUCCAACCCACUUCUCAAUGGCCCAGUUCCAAACAGGCUGCGGCCCUAUCUUAGAGAAAGAACUUUGCUACUACCUAACCUUGCUUUAUGGAAUCCACUAAGCAACAAAAUAUCAACUCCAAUCCAUUAAAACUUCAGUCCAUCACCACAAUCAAGUCUUAAAUAACCAUAUUAUGAUAUGAUUUGCAACACAUACAUCCAGCUACACUAUGAUAAAGAAGUAUGAUUCUAAAGGACUUACAUUUGACACAAAACAAUAUACUCAGAUGCCAGAUCAUAAGUGUUCAAAAGACAAACUAUAUAUAGUUUGUACCACAGGGUUUCAACAAUUAGUUUACUCAAGGGCUGGGAAAGUUGGGAGGUUUUCAAUGAUUCAAUGUUAUCAGGAUGGGAGCUUGAAGGUCUCUCAGGUAAUGCUGCUCCAGAAGGCAGACAUCAUCAUAGAGAAAAUAAACUUCCUGAGUCCCAAUAAAUGAUACCCAAAGCACACCCAUUCUACUCAAUUGUACUCGAUGGGGAAAAACUGUCAGAGACUGGCAAUCCCUCAAAUCACUGCUCCUAUUCUAUGAAAGGCUUAUAGGUAUCUUGAAUUGCAUCCAGAAGCUAACUGUUAACCAGUACAGCUCUAUUGGAGCAGUUGUCAGCGUUUCAGAAAACCCCAACUCCAAUUAAAACCUCCGAGGCAAGCAUUUUCUCAAAAUUCCAUUUAUUAGAGGAAGUAUACUGGCACAUCUGGGAAAACCCAAAUCGGAGAGUUUCGAGUUUUCCCUAAGUAAAUCAAAAUGCUCAAAUCCAUCCCCUGCACCCAUCAGUCCAUCACAUUGUCCAAUCACCAUCCGUCCCAUCUCAAGAUAUCAUUCCAACCACUCCUUCUCCAGAUAAAGACUGUCAUGACCUUGACCAAAAAGAAGAAUGCUAUUUUGUCUAACUACAUUCCCUCUACUAAAUCCCCCCUCCUACUUUCCCACACAAAAGAAGGUAGCAGCAUGGAAGCUUCCGUUGCUAAUAUGGCUUCCAAAGCUGGCAGCAGUAUGUCACAUGGGCAUACCUCAAAAUGUCUAUUACUGCCUACACACUACAUCUUGGACUAGUAUUCAAGGGCAGCCUCUAGAGAGUGCUGUGCAGCAGUUUGACCAAGGUGUGUCUGACUGCCUGAAAGACCUCUUGCUCCAGGAAAUCAUCUGUAUAAAUGCCCUCUUUGCCACAGCUCCACAAUAGAAGUAUGAGUCCAAAAUAAUUCCAAAUUAUGUAAAUGGCAAAUACCACUCAUCCCAAUACUAGAGAGCUUAAAUGUAUAGAAUCACUUGGUCAUGUUAGGACCAAGGAUUGUUCCUCCCUGUACAGAUCAGAACUGCUUUUAAAAAGUGACAGCAUCACUUGAAUGGCCUGGAGUCGGAACUACACCACAAUUUAAUUACCAUACUGAUGAUACUGAACCCUGAACUGAAAGAUGACCUGAUUCCCGGUCUGAUCUACCUGGUGGAACUGAUAGCCCCACUCUCAGUCUCUCCAUCUGAUCCAAAGAAUACCAUGAUUUAUGUUGCUGAGUGAUCAAGAGUCACUAGGAUGGAUGCACCAUUCCCAUCUGAACUCUUCAUGUAUCUAUACUGCACCCUGGUCUGAAACCUGAUUUGAACUGGUCCAGAUUGUCCUUGGGAGCAAUCGUCUGACUACCUUUUCUGUCAUGCUCCAGGAAAUUAACAACUUGCCUCCAGACGUUGUGAAUGCUCCAACACUGGAAGUUUUUAAGAAGCAAUUGAACAACCAUUUGUCUGAAAUGAUAUAGGGCAGUGGUAGUUAACCUGAUCCCUACCACCCACUAGUGGGCGUUGCAGCUUUCAUGGUGGGCAGUAGGGGUUUUGUCCAAUACUGAAGCACUUUCCUUUUUUUAAAUUUAAUUGACUUUUUAAAAAAAAUUCAUAGCGUUAUUUAAAAACACUUUCAUUAGGUUUUCAUAAAAUUCCCCAUGGCAAUUUAAAUUUCUGAAAAUAUACUAUUUGUAUCGCCCGCGCAUAAGUUUAGUUCACGUUACGUAAGUGAAACUAAAUGGUGCCAUAGUGCAACCGAAAACAAAAGAGCCUUGUCUCAGAAUAGCUCGCGCAUCUCCCCCUGAACCAGUGGGUGGUUAGAAAAUUUUACUACUAACAGAGAUACAAAAGUGGGCGUAGGUAUAAAUAGCUUGACUACCCCUGGUAUAGGGUUUCCUACCUGAGCGACAAGGGGGGCUGGACUAGAAGACCUCCAAGGUUCCUUUCAACUUUCUAUUCUAUUCUAUUCUAUUCUAUUCUAUUCUAUUCUAUUCUAUUCUAUUCUAUUCCAGUAGAUAGAUUCAGAUUCAGGCUGCAAAAUUCCAUCUGCCCACUUGGUGACAGCAAAUAAUUCAGAAAUCUAUAACUCCUUACUAAAAUUUGAAGCUAGUUCUCUAAAGGAGCGCUCAAAUGUAUAAUCAGCUAUAAAUUGACAUCAAAUGGCUAUGAAUGAAAUGGAAGACAUUUUUUUUCUGAAACCUGAUAGAGUUGUUCUGUUGUCACAAGUGGGAGGAUAUUUCCCAUGACUUGAUAGAAUUCUAAAAAUGGAAACUAUUCAGGGCAAUGCUCAGGAGGAAAACCACAGAACAGAAACAUGCCAUUCCUCUAUUUUAAGCUUUUUACUUCAAUAUACUGCUGCAAAUUUAUAGUAUAUUUCAAGGCCAACAACAACAUAAAAUGGCCCCAAAUUUUAUCUGUGCCCUAAAAGGAAUCAUGCCCUAGAUAUGUUUUCUUAAUUGACGUGAUUCAUAUUCAUAUCUGUUGCUCUUUGCUUUGAAACAAACAUACAUAGAAAAGAAGCCAUAAUGAGUGCAAAUUUCUCAUGAACUUUGGCACCCAGAGUUCAACAAAAAUGCUGAGAAAAUAUUCUGCUUUAGCAGUCUGAAAAGAAGAACAAAUUCCAAAGUGCAUGAAAUGUUGAUAGUUGAUUACUAGCCAAGCUUUGCUUUUGGUGUUUUGAGUUCUUGCACAUUAAGUGAGAGUGGUUAACCUCUCCAAGAGAUGGAAAAAAGUUAUUUUGUAAAAAUAGCAGCUGGUUUGUAAACAGCUGCAUUAAGAAGCAGUUCUGGAGAAAUAGUUGGACUAAUUGACUGGAUUAAAAGAUUUCCAAGGUCCCUUCCAGCCCUAUAAUUCUAUUCUGUCAUGUCCUGUUCUACUCUACCCUACCCUAUCCUACCCCCCCCACACCCUAUCCUACUCUACCUAUCCCAUCCCAUCCCAUCCUAUCCCAUCCUAUCCUAUUCUAUCCUAAUAUCUGUGCCUAAAAUAUAUUGUGCUGAAAUAUCACUGGCUCUGCCCUGAGAGGAAAAUAUAACCCAAGGUUUCUGUAUGCCUAAAUUUGUAAAUGUCAUGAUCAGAAUAUGGAAAAAGAGAAUACUGUUCCUAUUUUAGAGGGCAGGGCAAAACCUCCAAGAUUUGUAGCAGUUGUGGAAUGGAAGAAAAGUUUGCUUGUGGAAAUCCAAUCUUUCCAAAACAAACCUACAUAACUUUCUUGAGAGAGAGAGAAUGAUUUCUCUGCUUUACCAUUCACAGAGAGGAAGUAUAGCAAGCAAUUGCAUCUGAAGACUUGGACUCUUUUUACUCAAUUUACUUUAUCAUUUAAUUCCAAAACCUUUGCUUAUUCUGGCAUUAGUGAGAUAACAAUUUGUCUAUUUUUCCUUUUGCUUUCAAAAGAUAUUUGCUUUGAACUUGAUCAUUUGAAAUCAUCUUUGUAGAUAUUUUUCUGAACCAGUUCUUUGGAAAAGAGACGCCAGGAAUAGAUUCAUCUUUUCUGGACUUUUUUUUGUAAAUAUAGAUUUUUUUAUGUAUGUUCUUUACAUAUUUUUUUCAUUUAUUUUGUAUUUCACCUUUUUAUUAAAAAAAAUAGAGAUUUUUUUUUUAUGUCAGCUAAUAUAAUGAAAUGUUGCAGAACUUUCAUUUGCCUGUUUGAUGUAUACUACUGCAUACAUGAAGUUCAAAUCCUGGAGCUAGCAAGCUGAUACAAAAUGUUCUAGAAUCUUUUGGUGUGUAGCAAGCCCAUACAGCAGAGAAGUAAAGCGAAAUAGGUCUUGUGACAGAGAUUUUAAAUACAUUUGACAUACGAUGCAAAUUCUGAACAGUUUUACUGACAGAAUUCGAAAACACAUCAAUGAAAAAUAUUUGUUCUGUCUUUGUGUUCCACUUUUGCAAAUAAAAAUGUAGUAUACCCAGAAUGACAUUGACAAUAACUUGUCUCCAGAUCUAGGUCAGGAAAUGGAAAUAAUUUUUACAAAAUUCACAACUUCCUGCCUUUAUCACUUCAACCCAUUUAUACAAACUGAUGUGAUUUAAAAGAACAAUUAUUGAUUUAUUCCAUUAAUUUAACUGUAGUACAUUUACUUAGUAGGAACAUGCAAGAUAGUAGGAUGGUAGGAUAAUUUGUUUCUAAUUCUAGACGAACAUUCUAAUAACAGUAUUAAAGUAUUUUAUUAAAUUAACCUAAAUGAAAUAGGUUUGCUGUUACAAAUGUUUAAUUGUUUUCUCCAUGAAUUAUCAAUGUUUUAACUGUUUGUAUGCUCAAUGUUCAAAGUUUCUCUAAAUUUGUAAGAUCUUUUGCAAUAUGUGGAUACCCAUGGAAACAGUAAAAAUAUUAAAUCUAUAAUCACCUGCAGCAGUUCUUCCCCUUUCUCCCUAUAUUGCCCAGUGUGAUUUAAGGAAAACUAAUAGGAAGUAUAAUUUGUAUUUAAUAUUCUUCAGUAAAUGCAUCAAGUCUUUCCAUAUGUGUAUGAGUAUAUGUCCAGGGGUGGGAUUCAGCCAGUUCGGACCAGUUCCGGCGAACUGGUAGUUCCAACAAUCAGCUGGCCCCACCCACCUGCACUAUCCUGUCCUAUAUUUCCUUCUUUCUGGCUCAGCUGAUUCGAGCAGCACAGCUGAUUCUACUUACUGGGGCUGCCUUAGAAGGUAAGCAGCUGAGCUUCAAAUUGCUGCAUUCUGAACGCUGCACGCAAGCGUGUUAGGCGCACAUGCGCGAGCUCACCGAACCUGUCAUUAAACCGGUUGCAGCCCAUCCCCGUAUAUGUCUUUUCUACUUUUCCAGUGAAAGUCAUAAUAUAUCCAUGGAGCACUGCAGUAGGAGAAUACUCAAAACUAAUUAAUGUAAAAUGGAUAUUAAAACAGAUUGGUGGUCUUAAAACUGCAGUGGAAAUACCACUCUUUUGAAUGUGGAAUUACAUGUUACUUAGUGUUUCAAUCGGCUGUUACUUUAAUGAAUAGCUUGCUUGUCCCCUGUAUUUUUUAAAAAAAUAUUGUUUCUUUUUAAAACAUCAUAACAUCAUUAUUACUUUUCAGUUACUUUCACUGAACCAUCCUUUCUGUUUCUUACCAUGUCCAGCAAAUUAGGAAAAUGAGCUUAGUGUGAAAGUUGUACAAAGUCAUGUCUUAAAUAUCUUGCAUUUUGGGGAUCAAUGAAUAUAUGAUGGAACAAUAACAAUUAAAGACUCUUCCAGUAAACUGAAAUUUUAUAGGGCAUGACAUUUUUGAAAAGAAAGUGAGAGUGUGCAACUGCUUCUAUUACAUGAAAUAGGAACUGAUACUUUGGGUAACAAACGAUUCUAAAAGCUAAAAACACAUUUAAAGCAAGCCGAUGAACCUAGAUGCACUAGAUUUACAACAUCAGUUUAUAGCAAAGAGAUAUCUAAGCCAAAUAUCAUUGCCUGCAGGUUUUCAGAAACAAGACUGUUAAA